AUGGGCGACUGCCCCAACUCUACAAUGCCAUUCCCUUUUCAGGCCGUGGAGCUUAGCAAUGGCUGGGAGGUGAAGGCAACAGACACAGACGACUGGAUGCCCGUAGCCCGAGUCCCAACUAACAUCCAUCUGGAUCUGCUCCACAACAAGAAGUAAGCCUCUGAUGCCAUGGCUCCAUCCGUACGCUUACGUACUGUACUCUCCACAGGAUCGAGGACCCGUUCUUGGGCUUCAACGAGCUGAAAUGCGAAUGGGUCGCCGAGAAGUCAUGGACAUACCGCGUCGCUGUGCCGAGCACACACUCACAGGAACGGGGGAAAAAGCUUGUACUGGCCUUUGACGGGCUUGACACCUUCGCUACUGUCAAAUUGAAUGGCGAGGUCGUUCUCGAGAGCAACAACAUGUGGAUCAUGCACCGUGUCGACGUGACCGAUAAGCUCGACGCCCAGCAAGAAGCCGUACUGGAGAUCGACUUUGCCCCUGCUCUUUUGGAAGCCCGAAAGAUCAAAGAUUCCCACCCGGAGCACAAAUGGGUGGGUUUCAACGGAGACAUGGCGCGACUCGCCGUUAGGAAGGCACAGUAUCACUGGGGUUGGGACUGGGGUACUACUUCGCCUUGCAUUUCUGGCGCUGAGAUUGCUGACUACAAUGUGCUCAGGACCUGUGUUGAUGCCCUGCGGGCCCUGGCGAGCUGUCAGGCUAGAGACCUAUCAAGCCUACAUCGACGACCUACGAAUCGACUAUGAGGUCCACUCAAGCCUUCAAGAGCUUUCCGGUACGAUCACUGCGACAGUUGAAGGAGCCUCGGGAGGAUCGGUCGAGUUCUGCGCCUCUCUGAAUGGCAAGCAGGCAUUCAAAAGCAGUGCCGAAAUCGACAUCAACGGAUCCUCACGUAUCGAGUUCCACAUCAAUGAACCUCAUCUUUGGUACCCUCAUGGGUAUGGGGAACAGCCGCUUUACGAUGUCUCUGCUACCAUCAGAAGCGGCGACCAGGAAUUGCAUACCGUUUCGAAGCGGACAGGGUUCCGCAAGGGCGAGCUCAUCCAGGAUGCGGACGAGAUCGGCAAAACCUUCUAUUUUCGCUUCAAUGGUGUAGAUGUCUUCUGUGGUGGCUCUGAUUGGAUCCCAGCUGACAGCUUCACGCCCCGCAUCACCGCAGAUAAAUACAGGAAGUGGCUGCAGAUGAUGGUUGACGGUUACCAGAUUAUGAUUCGAAUAUGGGGAGGCGGAAUCUGGGAGGAGGAUGUCUUCUAUGAGAUCUGCGAUGAGCUGGGUAUAUUGGUUUGGCAGGACUUCAUGUUUGGCUGCGGCAACUAUCCUGCUUUUCCGGACAUGCUCAAGUCCAUCGAAGCAGAAGCGUGCUGUCAGACGAAGCGUCUUCGACAUCAUCCGUGCAUGGCAAUAUAUGCUGGAAACAACGAAGACUACCAGGUGCAAGAGCAGUUUGGACUGACAUAUGAUUACGAAGACAGAGACCCGCAAAAUUGGCUCAGAACAGACUUUCCGGCUCGCUACAUUUACGAAAAGGUAUUAAAUGACAUCGUGAUUGGCUCAGUCUUGGGCUAAAAUCACGCAGCUUCUACCGGAAGUUGUCGCGGCCCAUACUCCACAUGUUCCCUAUCACCCCGGUUCGCCCUGGGGCGACGGCAAAAUCACGUCCGACCGUACAGUGGGCGAUAUGCAUCAGUGGAAUGUCUGGCACGGCACCCAAGAAAAGUACCAGAUAUUCGACACUCUAGGAGGCCGCUUCAACAGUGAAUUCGGGAUGGAAGCAUUUCCACACAUCGACACAAUCAAGGAGUUUGUGACAGACUCCUCACAACUCUACUCUCAAAGCCACAUGAUCGAUUUCCAUAACAAAGCGGAUGGCCACGAGCGUAGGAUCGCUACCUACCUGAUGGAAAACUUUCGGAACGAGACGGAUCUAGAAAGAUACAUUCACCUCACUCAGUUAAGGUACGAUACCCAAGUGUAGAGCCCAGUCCAAGCGCCUGCUACUCGUCUCAGCUACGAGGUAGCUCUUCAACAACAUGUUUUACUGUACCAUGUCUCAGACAACAGCUGACCUUCUUGCAGCCAAGCAGAGGCUUUGAUGUUUGGAUACCGGGGUUGGAGGCAGCAGUGGGGCCAGGAACGAUUCUGCGGCGGCGCUCUCCUCUGGCAACUCAACGACUGCUGGCCUGUCACUUCUUGGUCUAUUGUUGACUACUUUUUGCGGAAGAAGCCUGCCUACUACGCGGUUCGUAGAGUGCUCGCCCCCGUCGCGGUAGCGGUAAAGCGAGAGCAUCACGACUGGAGUGUUGUGCAUGCACGCCCUGCUGAGACUCUCACUUACCAGUGCUGGGUCGCUAGUUUCAAGCAGCAAGAUAUCUUGGCUACAGUAGAGCUGAGACACAUCAGCAUUGCCACUGGCCAGGAGAUCAAGAAGACCUCCACCCACAAGAAUGUCAAAAUCACUGCAAACGGCACGACCGCAAUCUUGAAAGGCGUGAUUGACAACGUCACAGAAGAACCGCACGUUCUUGCGGCACGAGUCUGGAUCGAUGGAGAGCUGGUGUCUCGGGAUGUCGACUGGCCGCAACCUCUGAAAUACCUCGACUUCAGCGAUCGUCAGGUCGAGGUUCUGCCCGCUGGAAAUAGCAUCAUUGUCAGAGCCGCGAAACCAACGAAGGGCCUUGUGUUCGAAGAGCGCGAGGGUGUCCUGGUAAACGAUAGCGCCCUUGAUGUUGUUCCUGGUGAUGAGCAGGUGAUCACUGUAAGAGGUCUACGACCUCAGGAUAGAUCACUGAAGUGGACAUACCUGGGAGCGCCAUGA
Molecule: messenger RNA, 2815 nt
Organism: Lecanosticta acicola
Lineage: Eukaryota; Fungi; Ascomycota; Dothideomycetes; Mycosphaerellales; Mycosphaerellaceae
Source: the annotation of a GenBank genome assembly